GAACGUUAAUAGCCGCAUUCUAGUAGAAAGUGUCGAUCGAACGUGAUCAUAACGUAAUUAAAAUAAAAAAAUCGAAACUUAUUGAGAAAAAACGGCCAACUUUAACAUUAAUUUUUUUUUAUUUCGAAAUCGUGAUUUGAGUGACGCACCUUUCUUGUGUUUGAGGUUAAGAUUGUUAUAAAAAAACUUUGUGACUCAUAGAAGAUAAAACAUGGCAAGUGAAGCGCAAAGGUUGAUUGGAAUUUCGUUGACGAAGAUCGCCCAAUCAAGAACGAACAGAGCCGGAGUUAGUUUGCAUAAAAAUUUAUUGGUGGCAACUGUGUUACAAAAAGCUCGUUUUAUUUUUAUGGAAGAAGCGUAUAAUAUGGUCCAUUAUCAAACACCUAUUACAUCCGUUCAACCAAUGAUGCCCAUUUCUUACCAACAAACGAUCAACAAUGACGAACAAGAAGAUCUCGUGGCUGUUACGGCCGAAGAAGUCGGAAUCGAACCGACUCCCACACCCGGAAAUGCCGAAGAAACUAAUAAUUUAGAUUUUUUACAACCGUCCUCAUGCGAAAAAUGUACAGAGAAUCAAAAUAAAGAAAAUCAACCACCUAUUUCAUCAUCAUCACCACCAACACAACCAACAGCAACAACAACAGAAUUAACUUAUUUGGAUUUGGAUAAAACUAAUUUAUUAAGAAACUCAACUUCACCAACAUCUUGUUUAAAGCGACGAAGAGCUGUAUCUGAUUGGGAAACGGAAGAAGCCGUUCAAUCAAUUUUACCGAAAAAAAGUAAAUCCGAAGACGGCGAUGAUUCGGUGUUCCUCGAUGAUGCAACGAUUUUAUCGGAAACGAUUUCUAAAGAGGUCCAAGAACAACAGCAAAAAGAAGAAAAUUCGACGACGAAUUCCGGAUCUGCGAUGGAAAUUGAUCGAAUUACUUCGUUGGUGUCGAUUUUUAGUUUUGGUGUCGGAGGAGGUGGUGGUGAACAAAAAUUAACGCGUUCAAUGUCGACUCCCGAUUUGUGUUCUUCCCAAGCCAAAGACCCAGGUAAUGACGUGCUACAGCAGCGGCCCUUUCUUGCCAUGACCGUGUAACCAAA
Messenger RNA from Onthophagus taurus, 1089 nucleotides. RefSeq names its product immediate early response gene 5-like protein. Lineage: Eukaryota; Metazoa; Arthropoda; Insecta; Coleoptera; Scarabaeidae. The record is from RefSeq and is a predicted model, not a curated record.